CUGGUUUGUUCGCCUCUGGAAGCUGUGGCGACCAGCAGAGGAACUUUCAGGACUCUCCUAUAUCUCCAGCCUGCAGCUACCCAGGAGAAAAAAGAUGCAGUGAAAUGGUGAAUUCUCCAGAUUUCUAAUAUUAACCGGCAUUGACUGUCGCUUCAGGGUGGAGUUAAAGCCAUGGUUCAAUUUGCAGGAUGAUGCGGGAUUAAUGUGAGUCAGCCAGCCUGCACUGCCAUUCCCUGCUCCGGGAGAUGUGGGCCUGGUCUCUCCAGGUGUUAUGACAUUGCCUUGUUGAGAAGCUGCUGCAGAUUGUGGCUGGGUCCUGGGCCAUACUCUCUCUGUGUUUUACUGAAGGCAGCAGCAGCAUGAGCUGUCAAGCAAGACAGGAAUUGUGUAGCGACUGUUGAAAUACUUUCUGGCUGAGAAAAUGCUGCGUGGUUUCGCUGUGGUGCGGGAUUGAAGUUAAUGUUUCCAGAAAGCUCUUCGAUGUGGAAACUGUUGGGAGUUACAGCUCGCCUUUAGUUUGGGAGAGAGUUACCGACAGCGAGUGAAUCCCGUUCAGCGUCAACUCCAGCGGCUCAGGGAUCGGGGACUGGGAUCAAGGGGGCGGCUCCGGGAGCGUUGCGACCGUUCGGCCAGUCUGAUGGAUGACCCCUCGGAGUCAGAGGCGGCUAUACAAAGGAAGAGAAAGUCCAAGCCGGGCUCUCUGCGGCGGGCUCUGAGCUGGCUCCGGCUGUCCGGGAGGAAGAAAAAGAAAUCCAAGAGUGAGGGAGAUAAAGCCGGAGCGAAGCUGAGAAGAGAUUCCCAAAGUUCAGUUGCCUCAGAAGUGGAUGAUGAGAGUAAAUGGGCCGUGCAUUACAAACCAGCACAGUACGAACAUCAACAGGAAAAUGUCUUCAUCCCAUCCACCCGACCACCACACAUAGAGGAUCUGCACAAAGAAGCUGAACUUGGCCUCAAAUCUCUCCAGGAACAAGGAAAUCUAGCUGGAUGUUCCCAGCAGCAGAUUGGAAAUGGCUGUGGUUAUGCAGAAGACACCAGUCAGCAUGAUGGUGAUGAUGUGUCCCAUGGUGAGAAGUCUGGAUCAUGUGCACCCAAUGACGAGGUUUGGGCCAAAACCAGGUCACUUCCACCACCAACCCCUGAUGAGAUCCGAAAGGAUUCGCUGUCGCCUCGGUCAGGAGUCAUCCCAACUGGAACAACAUUUAAACCUCCACAGAAGCUUCAGUCAUCUUUUAAAGGCCCCAAGCUGAAAGAGAAGAGAAUUCGAAGAACCACAAUCAUGGGACUCCCACAGCAUGUUCAACAGGAACUAGGGUUUGGAAAGGGAUCCCAUGUCUCCAUCCGUGCUGUGAAGGUGCCUGGUGAUGACAGUGCUGGCAUUGUCUCAGAAUCCAGGGGAGAGGGAAAUCAUUGCUUCAAUAUAGUCCCACACUCGAGAGCAAGGGGCUCUUUGCGGUCUGUAACCUUUACAGAUUCAUCACAGGGAGCUACUGAAUCAAUAAGCACUUUAGAAAUUCAUGACCAACAGAACUGGGGACUGAUAGAUUUUUCCCAAAGACCAAAGUCAUUAGCCGUUCCAAAAUCAACCCCAUCAAGUGAACUUCAAAACCCAGUUAUGUCCAUGUCACCUCAGGCAACGUACUUAUCCAAGAUAAUUCCCAAUGCAAUACUGCCUUCUGCGGUGGAUGUUGUGAUGAUCAACACCAGUCAGAAUUGCCUGCGCACUGUCAGCAGGGACAGCUUAAUAUUCGCCCCAUCUCCUGCCUGUUCCCGAUCCAUCUCCCUGCAGAAUUAUGAUGGCAGGGAUUAUGCUUCGAGUGAUGCGUGGAGCCAAUCUCAAUCUUCAGAAACCAUAGUGUCAAACAAUUCCACUAUCUCGUCACAGGGAAAUGUCCGGAAUCAUUCUGCGGAAAAGGUCAGAGAGAAAUCGAGCGAUGAACACAAUCUAACUAAUUCUGUUCCAGAUUUCCGUGCAGAUACCAGUAGGUGGGUUAAUGCAUGUUCUGCACAGAAUGUUUCCGAAACCACUGAGGAUGCCCCUGCACACAAUACCUCGAACUAUCAAACUGAUGAACUGAAAAGUAAUGGUUUUGACAACCAACCACUAUCUCCUGCAGAAAGCACCAGUAGUAUUGUUGAUGCUUCGGACACACAGAGUGUAACAAGUGAGCGAUCGAUCUCAAGAAGCCUGUCUGUUAGGAAAAUGAAAAAGGCACCAGUUCCUCCGAGAAGAAUCCAUUCCUUACAGCAGAAGGAGGAGGAGCUGAACUCCAAACUUAAAGGUGAAAGUUGUGCGUCACCUGAGGAAGAUGAUGUGUUUUCACCAGCACUCAGUGAAAUCAAUCGCAUCAAACCUGAACACUGUGUGGAUUCUCCCUUCGCUGCUGCUAACACUCCAGCUCAUCAUACCUCAGUGACAGCUGAAAGCCAGAUAGAAGAAAUGUCAAAAGGAAAGAGUAGCAUUCCUCCGGGAAGUAUAAACUCGCCCAACAAAUCUGAGCGAACCAUGUCACCAUCGAGUGGAUACUCCAGUCAGAGCGGGACUCCCACUAUGGGCAAGGAUUCCACAUCUCCCUCCCUUCCUGCAGGAAUAUCCAAACCUGAGAGAUCCAAUUCUCUGCUUUCUCCAGAAGAGUCACUCUCCUCCUCUUCAGCAUCGAUACCAUCCUCCAUUUCUGAACGGGUUGACCUCUUUUCAAUCCCUCCUCCACCAUCGUCACCUGCUCCACCCCCACCCACUGUAAAAAUUGCAAAAUUGGCACCAUCUCUGUUAUACUCCUGGGGACCUGCAUCGAUCCCUCCACCUCCAGCAGGACCAGCACCAUCACCUCCCACACGGAAACCUUCCUUCCUCUUCCCUGCAGCUGCCCGUGCUCCACCUCUUACCAAGACAACAUCCAAUCAGGCUCCGCUGGUCACCACGACAACAUCCAAUCAGGCUCCGCCGGUCACCACGACAACAUCCAAUCAGGCUCCACACGUCACCGUGGUAACAUCUAAUCAGGCUUCACCUGGCACCGUGGCAGCAUCCACUCAGGCUCCGCCGGUCACCACGGCAACACCUAAUCAGGCUUCACCGGUCACCACGCCAAUGUCCACUCAGGCUUCACCGGUCACCACGGCAAUAUCCACUCAGGCUUCACCAGUCACCACGGCAAUGUCUACUCAGGCUUCACCGGUCACCACGGCAGUGUCCAAUCAGGCUGUGCUGAUCACUGCAACCAUGCCCUCAUUGAUUACGACAUCGGUAUCCAAUCAAGCCCCACCGGUCACUGUGGCCACAGCUGCUCAGGCCCCUCCAGUCACUGGGAUGUUUCCUGUGGCUGUCCUUCCUUCAGCCUCUGAAGCUGUGCAUGCUUCAUCUAACCCUGUGGACACAUCCAUCUCAUCAGCACCUCCUACUGGACAACAGAAAAUCAUUCCAGUCGCAACAGAGCGCCUUUCACCCCCACCGUCACCCCCGCCAUCCCAUCACCCUCCACCACCACCAAAGAAAGGAACAACAACUGGGACAUCCUCACCCCCAUCUUCCUCCUCUAUUUUAGAGCCCAAAAGGCUGUCAGGAUUUGAUUGGCCUCCUCCUCCUCCUCCUUUGACCCUGUCUGCCUUUCCACCCUCAACCGAGCCAUUGUCAACGCCUGAGAAUGCUAAUGUUACCCAUCAGGAUGGGCAGGAGGCUGACUUCCUGUUUCCACCCCCCCCGCCUCCUUCCCUCCUGACAAUCUCCGUGCAAGAGAAGAGAAUUUCUGCGCAAGAUUUACAGUCAGUGUCUCCAACCCCUCCCCCUCCAAUACCCCUUGACAAAUCUUUGGAGAACACGAUCCCGGGGCCUGCAACUUUAGAACCUUCAUCGCAACCUCCUCCACCUCCACCUCCACUUCCUACAGAAACCAACCAGACAUCUGGGCCAAAGCCCUCUGCUUCACCUGCAGCCGUAUCAAUGUCAAACCAGCUUCAGCAGAAGCCCCUUGUUCUCCCAGGAACCCCGCCUGCAGAUUCUCACUUUUCAAAAGUAAUAACUCCGAAACCAAAGAUGUCCAGUCAGGAUACUGAAAAUAAAUUGAAUGUUCAGUCUUCACCUAAUCAAAAUGGCAGCGAUCAAGGUGGGAAACCAGUUGUCACACCAUCUCUCUUACAGAUGGUACGGUUACGCUCUGUGCAGAUGAACACGUACAUGCCUGGAGGGCUGGACAGUCAGCAUCCAGUAACCAAAAUCCAACCUGAUUUGAAACCACCUGCCAAAACUAACGUGACUGCACCAAGCAAGCCUGCUCGCAGGUCUCUAACACACCGCUUAUCAUCCUCGUCCGAUUCGGAAUCUUCAAUCAAACCUAACAGUUCUCACUCUGGAAAGAAACCGACAGCUGGUGAAGUUCACGGACAGAGUACAUUUAAACCCCCUGAUGAUGGGGCUCCGCAGAAAUCACCUGCCUCAACGGCGAGCUUCAUUCUUUCUAAAAAUGUAAGUCCCAAGAAGCUGAUCUUUGAAAGUCCUCGCUCCCCAGAGGCAGAAGCUGAAGUGAAGAGGAACUUUGUGGCUGAGCUCAACUCUGUCUCUGAACGAAUAGCCUCAAAGAGCGAAUCCAAAGGUUCGACAGAUGCACAGAGUAAAGCAUUCUCAGAAACCAUUUCUGCACCAAAAAAACCCAGCAGAAUUCCCCCACCUGUUGCCAAAAAGCCUUUGUUUUUACCAAAUGCGCACAGACCCCACAUCGCAUCAUCUAAUGCAACAGAAACUCCACCAGCGCAGGAAAUGUCUGGUGCCCAUGAAACUACAAGUGACACCAAGGACGAGAAAGGGAAGCUGGAAGCUGGAAAUGGACAGCUGGCCCUACAAGAGUAACUGAAGAAUUUGGGCGUCAAACCUCAGAGUUCACUGCGCUCAAAGUCAAUCUCCCUGCCUUGGAAGACAGAAACAAUCCAAAAUGAGCAAUUCUUCAGAAAAGCUUUUCUGCUGAAACGUAAUGGCCUUGUUUAUGCAAAACUAAGAAAACAUUUGCCUGGAGUGCUGCACCUUUUACUUUAUACUGUAACUGAAUUCCAUGAAAGCAGAAGACAGAAAAGUGUCGCUGUGCUAAUUACAGUCAGAGAUCAGAGGGAUCUCAGACGAGCGAGGAUAAUUUUUGUCAGUCAUUCUGGAUUGUGCAAUUGUAACACCACCACCUGGCACUCAAUGCUGUGGUUUCUAUGGCAACAAGAUGCAUGUUAAGGGAGGUGGUUUAAGACUUUUUAAAUUUGUCAAUGAGGAUAUAAUGUUUCCCUGUCUAAAUAACUACAUUUUAAAAAGAAUCAGUAGGAAGCACACUUAUCUUAUAAAAUGAGGGGAUUUGGGGUUACUUUAUCUGUGAAUCAAAACCAGCAAUUACUUAGAAAUUUAUUCUUUUUUGUUAACUUAUAAGGCAGAAUGACUAUUAAUAACUUGAAGCCAAAAAAAGUCCUCUAUCAAAAAUCAGAGACUGUCUUUCCAGUGAUCUCCCUAAAGAAGUCACUUGCUGUGGUUCAGCUUGUGGUUUUGAAAUUGUAAAUAAAUUAUAAUACCACUAUCCUGCUAAUGACAGCAGCUACAUACAGGCCAUAAUGUGACUUUCACAAGUUGCCUAUCCUUUUGAUAUUUUGUCCCCGCCCUCAUUCUUUUGUUAUUAUGAAGGUGAUGUUAGAUUUCUAACCUGAGUCUCUUCAGUGUGCAAAGACAGGGGUUGAUUUUGGGCACUGAUUUCCUUUUAUCUUAGAAUGUGGCAUUAUCUGGAACCAAUGGUAGAAAGCUGCAACUUCCUGGUUACAAAAUGCCUCAUUCUCCAGCUCCCAACCUAACCUGAGUCCAGUCUUAUUGGAGCACUGCAAUACUGUCAGUUCAUUGGGUAAUGAUGCUAUAUUCUCUGAAGCCAACUGAGGUCUGGUUCAAGGACAGUCACUGAAUUGAAGGUUCUUUGUAACUGUCACUGGAUUAUAACACCUCAUGCGUUCUGUAUUUGAGAAACAAUAGAAAGGCUAAGAUGAAGAUUUGGACCCAAGGCUAGAUUGCUGGUAGCUGAGAAAAGAGCUUUGAUAUAUAUUUAUAAAGUGCAAGUUCUUUUUUUUUGAAAAACCUUGAAUUGUCUGAUUCUUGAGAGUUAAUUAGUAAAUCCAAAUCAAUCAAUAUCAGGGGCUCUAAAUUCUUGAAAUUGGUACACUUAUCACAAGUAAAUGAAUAUGAUGAAUAAAAGAAGCUAAUUUCUCCAGUCUCUAGUGAAGAGACUGUCAUUCCACUUUCACUGAUUUUUUUGUACAACAUUCUAUUUUCACUGGAUGUAGGGUUUAUUUAAGUUUUGUUGAAAUAAAUGUUGGCACUAAUUUUAUUUCUGUAGUCUCAUGAGAGCACUGAAUUACCUUCAAUCUAUUCAAAUACAAAUGGACAAUGUGGUAUUUUUUUCAGUCAUUCCGAAGCUUUCUGUAAACUCUGCAGUUAAUGUGUCUUCUGUGUAAUCAAUUUUUCUUAAAUCUUGUUUCUAGCAAGUGAAUACAUAAUGAUACAAUAUCAUCAACAGUCGUCUUCCUGUGGAGUGAAAUGUUUAAUUCUGUUCACCCUCAUUUAAGUGAAGCAGCUAGUAUUUGAGGACGCUCCUGUUAUAACAUCUGCACUGGCUUUGUGAGCUCUGUUUCAAUAUAGGAGGGUUCUUCCUCAGAGCCAAGGGGAGAAGGGAAAACAUUAAUCAAAGAUGUUGCUUUACACUUCCCUGUUUUCCCUUUACAAACAUGCAUUGGCCAGCUUUGGAACAGAAGCUUUGUAUUCAGUCUUUAAAUGAGCUGUCUGGAAACUUUGCACAUUUCAAAUAUUGCACUCCUCUCUUGAUUGCAGUUUCCCUCCUCCACUUGUUUGUUGGAGAAACCCACCUAUAUACCAUUAUCUACAAGUGUAAAACAGGCAACUAAGGACUUGGUCAUGACUUGUCUUUCAUGAAUCUUUGAGUUUAAUUUUGAGGAUGGUCACUUGCUGGAUUUUCAUGAUGACCAUCCCCUCUAAAAGCAGAGGCUUGUGGUGCUGCCUGAGAGCUGCAUGAUUAAAAUGAUUUGUUUUCUAGAUGUUGGUAGUUCGAUUGGUAAGUGAACAGCUUAUAUUAUACACUGAAAAAUUAAUAACAAUAAUCUUUUAUUAUUAUUAAUAAUUAAACCAGAAUUUCAAUGGGCAUUUAUAACAACUACCCUGUUGGAUUUCAGAAAAAUAAAUUGCACCAGCCCUCCUUUAACAAUAAUGGCACCAUUCUGUUGAUUAUCCCACAUCCAAAUCCUUUCAUUUGGCAUUCAUAUCCUUAUCUUAGAUUAAUGUGCAGCUACUUAACGGGCAGCACGGUGGCACAGUGGUUAGCACUGCUUCCUCACAGCGCCUGAGACCCGGGUUCAAUUCCCGACUCAGGCGACUGACUGUGUGGAGUUUGCACGUUCUCCCCGUGUCUGCGUGGGUUUCUUCCGGGUGCUCCGGUUUCCUCCCACAGUCCAAAGAUGCGUGGGUCAGGUGAAUUGGCCAUGCUAAAUUGCCCGUAGUGUUAGGUAAGGGGUAAAUGUAGGGGUAUGGGUGGGUCAGUGUGGACUUGUUGGGCCAAAGGGCCUGUUUCCACACAGUAAGUAAUCUAAUCUACUUUGUCACCCCAGUGGGACAUAUAACUGUGUGCUUCUCAGUUCCAGAGAACUGUUUGGAAACAAAGUAUUCAUCAUUAUUUAAACAUUAACACUCAAUGGACCAGAAUCCACUCACUGCCAAAUUUCACCUGGAAAUAUAAUUGUUUUUCUGUACAAGUUGUUAAUAGUUGUCAUAUUCAGCAAUUGAUCAUUUUAAAUGGAUAUGGCCACAGGGAAAAUUCUGAACUUGGCAGGUUUCAGUUCUAUUAAAUGAUGGCUAUGUCUGUGAAAUUAUUUGAUCAUUGAGGAUGAUUGUUCUUGCAGAGAAAUGCUAAGGGUAUUUUAGAAUUAGCCCAACUUUUUAUCUUUGAGCUAGACAUAAUCAAAGGCCAAUAAUAAAAAUCAGGUUCUUUAAUAGGCCUCUCACUUGCUGGAAGCAUCAGUUAUUUGAAAAUAAAUCUUUAAAAAGCACACUUGGAAACAAGUAUAUUCUAAAGAGACAAUAUUUGGCUUGCACAAAUUAAUUUAAAAUUGUGAUCAUGUUCUUCAAUAUAAAUGUACAUUUUAUAAAACAGAUGGAGUGGGGUCAAAUAGCUGAAGCCAAAUUAUUUGUAUGUUUAUUCCCAAGCUGUUUACAGGCCAAAUGGUCAUUUGAAGUUCUGGGGAAGAGGAUGGGGGUGGCAAUGACAGCAUCUACUUUUUGUCCAUAUUACUAUGCUCUCUAUUUGCUGUUUAAUUCCGCAAUUUCUCAGGGUGCACUUAGAUGUUCAAACUCACUUCCACAAUCCUAAAUCUAUGCUGCAUUAAAUCUCUUCAAAGAUAUUGCAUCGCUUUCCAGAAUUGUUAAUUCAUUGUGAACCAUUUGUUUCCUGCACAAGCAUCCAAUCCCUUUUCACUGGAUAUCUUCCUCGGACCUUGCCACAUGCUUCAUAUGAUACAGGAUUCACUGUGGCUGUGGAAGUUCUACUGAGUUCUGAAAAGUUCCAAAGUUCCCAGCACCCUAAGUGCCAGUAUAUGAUGACACUGCUUCACAAUGAACAAACAGUCAGUAUUCAUCAGGUUUCUAAAUUUUGAAUCUUUGUACUAGUGGGGCUUCCCAAUUUUCUGCUGUAACCUGGCACAUAGGAAGGGUUCCAUGGGUGUAUAUAACAAUGUAAAUGUUAAAAGUUGUUUGUUCUUUGUUUUACUUUCUGCACUGGCCAGGAAUUGCAAUUGUAGUUUUAAUCUUAAAUUCAAUUUCUCAGAAAAAAAAGGGAUGAGUGAGCUGAUAGAUGAAUUAAAAACCAAAUUGUAAAGCCUCAUAGGUGGCUUUAAGCAGCAGGGUGAGCUGUGUCCCACCAGCCAAAGACCUAGUAAAGGAAACCCUGAGGUUGUGACAUUCAUGAAGCCAAACCAAAAGAAUUGUAUCUUUUAAACAGGAGGUUGUCAUGAAUACCAUAAUUGGAAUGUUCAGGACCCUUUGAACUGUAAGUCUCAAGCUCCUAUUGAUUGGACCACUUCAAAGUAUCUUGAUUAUUUGUUGCAUAACUGAUCAGGAAUAAGCUGAAUGUUUGUUCUUUUUGUCGAUAACCAUGUUAUCAUAAUGAUUUGAUUCAAACAGAGACCCUGUGGCCCAGCUCCUUCAUUCCUUCUUCUGACAUGUGUAUCUGUACUGCCAAUUUUCUGAAUCCUCACUGCAGUGUGAAUGCAAAGGAAUGAGAAUUUACUGCACAAUGUAUGUUUGACAUUACAUUUAUAUUGCAGCGUAGUUGGUCAUUAACAUGGGCUAUGGCCUUAAUUAAUAUGAAUUUAAUCACUUAAGGGUAUAAACUAUGAUUUUCAAAGUUUUUAGGAAAAUAUUACUAGUGCAAUGAUAUAUAUAUAUAUAUAUAUAUUUCUUUACUGUUAAUAAAUUAGCAAAUGAAUUUCCAA
Hemiscyllium ocellatum (epaulette shark) is the source of this 9501-nucleotide messenger RNA. RefSeq lists its product as uncharacterized. The coding region runs from base 638 to 4840 and encodes 1400 amino acids. Gene Ontology annotation, biological process: cell differentiation. The record is from RefSeq and is a predicted model, not a curated record. Lineage: Eukaryota; Metazoa; Chordata; Chondrichthyes; Orectolobiformes; Hemiscylliidae. The transcript is spliced from 7 exons.